Molecule: messenger RNA, 1893 nt
Organism: Aspergillus clavatus NRRL 1
Lineage: Eukaryota; Fungi; Ascomycota; Eurotiomycetes; Eurotiales; Aspergillaceae
Product: serine/threonine-protein kinase
Exons: 3
Coding region: 1-1893 (630 amino acids)
Biological process (GO): protein phosphorylation
Molecular function (GO): protein kinase activity; ATP binding
Source: RefSeq, a predicted model, not a curated record
AUGAGCACAAUUCAAAAUCUCAAGAAUUUCAUACGUCAUGGCAAACAAGCCCGUCUCGUCACUCCCCAUGCCGAACCCACCACCGACGUCUCGCCCAUUCAUGCAGAGCAGCAACGCCAACCACAGGGGUCUUAUCCUCCCGCUGCUGGAAAUCUCGAUGCGAUCGAUAGCAAAUUAGGCCAUGUCCAGCAACAACAACAACAACAACCACAACCACAAACACAAACACAACAGACAUCCCCUGAUUCCCAAUCCAAACACGGCCGUACCGCCGAACUCGAACAAAUUGUCGCAGAAGAGCGCAGCAGCAGGACAAAGAUGCCCGUAUACCCCGGUCUCGAACGAUGGGUUUUGCUGGAGAAGAUGGGUGACGGUGCCUUCAGUAACGUUUACCGCGCAAAGGAUACCAUGGGCGAAUAUGGCGAGGUGGCCAUUAAAGUCGUGCGCAAAUUUGAAAUGAACAGCAACCAGCGCGCCAACAUCCUGAAAGAGGUUCAGAUUAUGCGACAGCUGGACCACCCCAACAUCGUCCAACUGAUCCAUUUCUCCGAAUCGCGCCAAUACUACUACAUUGUCCUGGAAUUGUGCCCCGGAGGUGAACUGUUCCACCAGAUCGUGCGCCUCACCUACUUCAGCGAAGAUCUGAGCCGUCAUGUCAUCCUUCAAGUCGCCAAGGCCAUUGAAUACCUCCACGAAACGUCGGGAGUCGUCCAUCGCGACAUCAAACCCGAAAACCUGCUCUUCUACCCUGUCCCCUUUGUCCCCAGCAAGAACCCACGACCGGUCCAGCCCGGAGAUGAGGAGAAGGUGGACGAAGGUGAGUUUAUCCCGGGCGUCGGCGCGGGCGGUAUUGGAACUAUCAAGAUCGCCGACUUCGGUUUGUCCAAGGUCAUCUGGGAUAGUCAGACCAUGACCCCUUGCGGCACGGUCGGCUAUACGGCUCCAGAGAUCGUCAAGGAUGAGAGAUACUCCAAGAGCGUCGACAUGUGGGCGCUGGGCUGUGUGCUCUACACCCUCCUUUGCGGUUUCCCUCCGUUCUACGACGAAAGCAUUCAGAUUCUGACCGAAAAGGUCGCUCGCGGCCAGUACACCUUCUUGUCCCCCUGGUGGGACGACAUCUCCAAGUCGGCUCAGGACCUCAUCUCGCACCUGCUCACGGUGGACCCGGAGAAGCGCUAUACCAUCAAGGAAUUCCUGGCCCAUCCCUGGAUCCGCCAGACCGACGAAGCGACCGAGGCCGCCGCCGACGCCCCGCCACUCGCCACGCCGCUCUCGACUCGUCAACAAGCCAAACAGCCGCUCGAUGCAUUCUCCGCGGAUCAGGCCCCGUACGCACCGGCCAGUGCUCGCCUGCUGGGCCCGGCAUCCGCCAAUCUGGACCGCCUCAUGGACUUUCGGUCCCCCGGCGCGAUCAACCUGCGCGAGGUGUUCGAUGUCGGUUACGCGGUCCACCGGCAAGAGGAGGAAGGCAAGCGCCGCAAGAAUUUCCGACAAGGCUACCGGGGUGCCAAUCCUACCACCGGCUUCCAGUCGGCGCUGAAUCCACUGAACGAGGACUUUGACGACGAGGAUGACAUCACCUUACGGCGAGCCCAGAAUGACGCGUAUCCCCAGUCGAAGAUCCCCAAGGCGUCCCAGCACGCCGGUGAUGUGGCCGCUAUGGAGGCCAAACUGCGCACGACGAACCUGGGCGCUCCCAGCCAUGCUGCGCAAGCUCGGCAGCAAAACCAACCUCGACAGGCGCAGGGCUACGGGACCCACAGCGCCAACGUUGCGGCGGCAGCGAAGCAGAGCAUCGGCCGACACUCGCGGCAACCGUUUGAGCUGAGUCUGACCAACGCAACUCUACUUGAAAAGAGAGGCCGACGACAACAAGGACAACCCGUCGUGUAA